Messenger RNA from Centruroides sculpturatus (bark scorpion), 733 nucleotides. RefSeq names its product WD repeat-containing protein 34-like. The coding region runs from base 86 to 733 and encodes 215 amino acids. The transcript is spliced from 6 exons. The record is from RefSeq and is a predicted model, not a curated record. Lineage: Eukaryota; Metazoa; Arthropoda; Arachnida; Scorpiones; Buthidae. Gene Ontology annotation, cellular component: ciliary plasm; cytoplasmic dynein complex. Gene Ontology annotation, molecular function: dynein heavy chain binding; dynein light chain binding. Gene Ontology annotation, biological process: intraciliary transport.
AGAAACAUUAUAAUCAUUUAUUAUUUAUUUAUUUCAAUUUUAGUUAAUUAGUUGUAGUCUUGAUGGACAAAUACUUAUUUGGAAAAUGGAAGAAAACCAGAAAUUAAAAAAUGUAGAGAGAUUCAUUUUGCUCGUCGACGAAUUUCCUCGGAGCCACAAAAUCCGAAGCAAAAGACCAAAUUCGGAAGUUGGAAUUACUUCAUUAUCCUUCAACAAUGAAGAUAAGUCCAUAUUCAUAAUUGGAACUGAAGGGGGUGGAAUAUUUCAAUGUUCAAUCAACUCCACGGUUGUUGCAAAUUAUACAAAUUCAGAUUUUAUUUAUAAAUCUCCGGUAGUUAUAAGUUUUGACGGCCAUCUGGGUCGUACCGAAUCGGUUCACUGUUCUCCACAUUGUCGUAAUGCUUUCUUAAGUAGUGGCGGUGAUGGUGAAAUUCAUGUUUAUUCCUUAUUACAGUCAAAGCCCAUACUGGUUUUAAAGACAAUCUCGGGAUUCAAGAAAGCCGAAUGGUCACCGGUUCGGCCUUUGAUAAUUUCCGCCUUAACUAACGACGGUCAACUCUUUAUUUAUGAUUUAAGUGAUAAUUUAUCAGCGCCUUCCGGCAGUUAUAAUAUAUCCGAAGGAAAAAGUGGAAAUACUCUUCAUUUCAAUGUGCAAAAUACAGAACUUUUAACUACAUCAACUAUGGAUCAAAAUAUUCAAGUUUGGAAAUUGGGUAAACUAAUUUUACCUUAA